Prunus armeniaca (apricot) is the source of this 582-nucleotide messenger RNA. NCBI's taxonomy places the organism in Eukaryota, Viridiplantae, Streptophyta, Magnoliopsida, Rosales, Rosaceae. The record is from the annotation of a GenBank genome assembly.
AUGGUAUCUGCAAUGUCCUUGCUUUGGUUUAACCAAAACAUCCCUAGAAUGAGUUUUAUUAUGUGGAUGGCCAUCAAGGGGAAGUUACCUACCCUUGAAAGAAUUGCUGCUUAUCGUCCUCUUGUUGUGACGUCUUGUCCGCUCUGUCAUGGCCCUCCCGAAUCCAUUGAUCAUCUUUUCUUUAAGUGGUCCUACUCUGAAGCUAUUUGGCGUCAAAUUAUUCGUAAGUGUAGAGUGGUGGGCAUUCCUCAUUCUUGGCAUCUGUUAAUUCCUUGGGCCUCUUCGUCGUGGAAUGGAAAAUCGGCGAGAUCUGUUGUCAAGAGACUUUGUCUUGCAGCUUCUGUCUACUUCAUUUGGAAGGACAGAAAUUAUUCUUCAACCUUCGAUCUUCCUUCUCUCUCUUCCUCGAUUCCUGUAAAACAGAUUGGAGGUGUGAACCGGGCGGCCGGAGCCGUGUGUGGUGGCCGGAGCCGUGUGGAGAAAAUAUGGAGAGUGGAGAGGGAGAAAGAGAGAGCUUCGGGAGCCUCGGGGCUAGGGUUUCGUAGAGAAUAUGCUGAGUUUAUUCUCUACCCAAAUUCGUAG